AGCUCAAAUCUGUCUACUCCCCCGAGCUGUUGGGGAUAGGAAAGAAAAGAAACAUGACGGUGAAGGAGGUCAUCAUGAUCUUCCCCAUGUGGGAGUUGGUGAUGUUUGUCUCGGCGUAUGUGCCCCACAUCAUCGCUUGCCUCAUCAUUCUGGCCACCAUGGUGCGCAAGCCAUUCAGAUGGCUCAUCCUCAUCCUGCCGAUCCUGGUGUUCGGCAGCUUGUGCAGCCUGGCUGUCAUGGAGUCCCGUUGGCACGCCGAGGCAGAGGGCUAUGAUAUGGCGAUGCCCUCUUUGCGAGAAGCUCUUGAGGACUACAUCAACAGCGGCAAAGGUUCCGUAGAAGUGAUACUGGAGGGCAAGUUGUACCCCCCUGUCUUCGGGAAGAUCGAGCUGAUGCGCUACCUGAAGACCUGGCUCGGGAAGAGCGUCUUCCAUGACACGGAUCAGGAUGCGGACUACCUGCCGGAGGCCUACAACAAGGGCGAUGAUUGGUUCGAGGCGACCCUCGGUGGGCCCAUGGUCUACACCGGCGCCCUCUACGCAGGCGACAAUGAGACCUUAUGGACUGCCCAGCAGAAGAAGCUGGAGUACAUCGCUCACUCCCUAGGAGUGAAACCUGGUGACAAGGCUCUCGAGAUCGGCUGCGGUUGGGGCCGUCUCUCAAACUACUUGGCGAGCAAAGGCGCCAAGGUCACAGGUGUCACCAUGUCCUCGGAUCAGCAGGCCUACGCCCGCCGGAUGAGUCAGUCUCUGGGCAACGACGUAGACAUUCUGCUGACAAACUUCUUCGACUUGAAUCUGCCGGACAAGUCCUUCAAUGUUAUCUCCUCGGUGGAAAUGGCCGAGCACGUUGGCAUUCGGAACUACAACAAGUUCCUCCGCAAGGUACACCAACUUCUUGCCGAUGAUGGAACAUUCUACCUUCAGGUCGCGGGUCUUCCUCGCGGCUACGCAACAGGCUACAAUCACUACGAGGACCUGGUGUGGGGCCUUUUCAUGGACGAGCACGUCUUUCCCGGCGCCGACGCCUCCUGCCCAAUGGGCUGGGUGGUGACCCACCUGGAGCAAGCCGGAUUCGAGGUCCAGAGCGUCCACAACAUGGGAUAUCACUACUCGAAGACCUUGGCGGCCUGGCUGAAAAACUGGGAGGCCAGCAAGGAGACCAUCGUCAAGACCUAUGGUGAACGCUCCUUCAGGCGCUGGCAGGUCUUCCUGGCCUGGUCGGUGCGGAUCUCCCGGAGGGGCGGCAGCACCGUGCAGUUUAUCACCGCCACCAAGAGCGGCCAGGAAGCCGCCCGGAUCGCGGCCCAGAACCGGCUGGCCCCGGGCAUGUUUCAGCUGCCGGAGCCCACGUCGCUGCCGUCAAGGUGAUCCGGAGGUCUACAAGGGCUGCAAGGUGGACUACUCCGGACGUGCUUCCUUUCCCCGAUUGGGUACCGAGUUUCCAGAAAUAAACACCAAUUGCCCGACCGUAC
This is a messenger RNA of Effrenium voratum, 1474 nucleotides long. The record is from the annotation of a GenBank genome assembly. Lineage: Eukaryota; Dinophyceae; Suessiales; Symbiodiniaceae.